Messenger RNA from Closterium sp. Yama58-4, 846 nucleotides. Lineage: Eukaryota; Viridiplantae; Streptophyta; Zygnematophyceae; Desmidiales; Closteriaceae. The record is from the annotation of a GenBank genome assembly.
AUGAGAUGGCGUAGUCUGCACAUUGCUCCCGUCCUCUCUUCCUCGGCUCCCACACCAUCCUCCCUCCAGCUCUCUCCCCGUCAUUUGCCCCCGUUCCCCCAAUCCCCUUCCCUUCUUCCCCCCAUCCCCUUCCCUGCUUCCCCCCAUCCCCUUCCCUGCUUCCCCCCAUCCCCUUCCCUGCUUCCCCCCAUCCCCUUCCCUGCUUCCCCCCAUCCCCUUCCCUGCUUCCCCCCAUCCCCUUCCCUGCUUCCCCCCAUCCCCUUCCCUGCUUCCCCCCAUCCCCUUCCCUGCUUCCCUUUCUCCCACCAGCUCUGUUUACCGCCCAAUCUAUUCUCCGCCCUGCUUCCCCACUCCCUAUGCCCUGCUUCCCCCCUCCCUAUGCCCUGCUUCCCCCUCCCUCCGCCUUGCUUCCCCCCUCUCUCCGCCCUGCUUCCCCCCUCCCUCCGCCCUGCUUCCCCCCACCUCCGCCCUGCAUACCCCCACCCUCAUAGAGGUGAGCGUCACGCACCAGGUGCAACUAGGGGCAGCGCAGCAGAUUUUGGAACGAGCUCACGUUCCUCAUGCCCUGUGCUCUCUCGUCUUCCCUUCUCAUUCCAGACCUAUCUGGAUUGCUUUCACAUUCGCGAGGAGGGGGGUGGGCGCACGCGCAACAAAGGGGCAGCUCAGCAGUCGCUGAGAGCGUCUGGUGAUGCUGACGAUACCAACCAGGAUGCUGCCUACUUCUCACCACAGCAGGAUCUGACUGCCGUGGCCAGCAGCAGCACAGUGCAGGUGUUCUGGGAGGUGCACCCUGACGGCCGGCCGCUCUUUCCUUAUCGCCCGACACCAUUCCUUCGCAAGCCCUGA